This is a messenger RNA of Neoarius graeffei (lesser salmon catfish), 3085 nucleotides long. RefSeq names its product fibronectin type III domain-containing protein 7-like. The record is from RefSeq and is a predicted model, not a curated record. NCBI's taxonomy places the organism in Eukaryota, Metazoa, Chordata, Actinopteri, Siluriformes, Ariidae. Gene Ontology annotation, molecular function: protein binding. The transcript is spliced from 14 exons. The coding region runs from base 60 to 2516 and encodes 818 amino acids.
AGAAUAUAACACGGAUAAUAGAUACAGCUUGAUAAGACUCAGGCAGGAUUGUGAAGAGAAUGGGAUUCAGUGGUGUGAUGUUGUGGAUGCUUUUGCUUGGAAUUGCUGCACAGAAUGUUGUACAAGGAGAUGAUCUAACCAUCAGCGUGUAUACAGUCACCUCUAAAAGUGCAGUGCUGACCUGGAGUAAAUAUGUAGGCUCAUCCUCAUACAGACUCACAGCAUCACCUCGCAACUCUCCCGAUCCGUCCGUUUUCAGCAGCUUCAGCCAGAACACAGUCAUGGGUUCCAUCAGCACUCUGUCCCCCAACACUAAUUACAUUUUUAAAGUGGAGGCACUGGACAGUUCCAUGAGUGUGCUGGCUCAAAACAGCGUGAACGGAUGCACUGCUUCUGAUGUCCCCAUCAUCACUGCGGCUUCCUCCAAACAGAGCCAAAGCAUCACAGUAGAGUUCACACAAGUCUCAGGUGCCUCUUCGUACAUCCUGCGCACAGAGACCAGCAACGGCUCCUUCAUGUCAGAGACGUCUGUGCCAGGCUCUCCAGGGACGGUGUCCAGUUUGCAGCCUUACACCGACUACACUCUGAGCGUCAUGUCCGUCAACAGUUGUGGCAGAAGCCAGCCUUCAUCCACAGUCCAAGCAAAGACAGUUUUGGCUGCUCCUCUACUAAACAGCAGCUCCCCCAGUAACAGUAGCAUCGUGGUGACCUGGGCUCCAGUACCAAAUGCUGUGCUGUACAGCGUGAGCAUUAUUCGUGAUGACUCAUACCAACAGAGUCGCCUCAACACCAGCAACACCAACGUGACCUUCAGCAACCUGGAGGCCGGCACUAACUACUGCAUCAAAGCUAAUGCUUGGAGCCCACUAAGUGUGCCUGGGGAUGACUACACCAUCUGCCAGAUCACCCGUCCCCCUCCACCUCAGUCCAUUGUACUGCUGACCACGAUAGUGAACAAUGUCAUGGGUCUGUCGGUGUCCUGGAAUCCUGCUCAGGGAGCCAGUUGGUACAUAGCCGUGAGCUCGACUGGACUGAACUGCUCGUCUGCAUCAACUUCCUGUACUCUGAGCCCACUGAGCUGUGGACAGAUUCAUUAUAUCUCUGUUACUGCUUUCAACCAAGCUGGACCCAGCCAAUCCUCAGAGUCUCAGCGUUACAUUUCAUUCCCAUGUCCUCCAGAGCCAGUCCAUGUGAAUGACAUUGGAAAUGGUAACUGCUCCCUGUCCUGGAACUCUGUGUCUUACGUGGACUAUUACACCGCCUUCAGCAAGAGAGACGAUGGUAUCGAAGAGAUGUGUAACUCCAUGGGCACUUCCUGUAACUUCAGCUGCCACUGUGGCUACUCGUAUAUCAUGAGCGUGUUUGCUAAUAACCAAGCUGGAGCCAGUCCUCCAGGACGCAUCCUAAAUCAAACCACCUUGUCAUGCUGCCCAGAGAACUUGGUUGUGUCAGCAAUUUCCUGGGAGUCCCUGAUGAUGACAUGGACAGCAGUGCGUGGGGCAGACAUGUACAAGGUGCAAGCUGUGGACUCUUCUAACAACGCAGUGCUGUGUAAUGACACUUCGCCUGUGUGUGUGCUCUCUGGUCUCAACUGCAACACCAGGUACAAUGUCCUUGUCUUUCCCUGCAAUGAAGCACGCGGAUGUAAUCAUUCCUGCAGCCCCCAGACACAAGAAACAGCUCCCUGUAUGCCUGAUAGAGUGACUGUAAGUCCAAGUAACUCUUUGUCCAUCAACAUCACCUGGACAUCCACUAACAAAGUUGCCAACUACACGGUCACUGUGAUUGGAUCAGCAGAUGGCCCCUUCACCUGUCAAUCAAAUACAACAUACUGUCAGGUUAACGGAUUAUCUUGUGGCUCUUCCUAUCAGGUCACCUCCAUCGCCUCCACUGCUGCUGGACUUAGCAUGCCCAGCUACAGCAUCUUCUUCCAGACAGCUCCGUGUUGUCCAGCCACUUUGAACGUCACUCAGGUGACCCAGGCGAUGAGUAAUGUUACCUGGUCAGCUGCUCAGGGAGCUCAGUUUUUUAUGGCAUCACUGACCUCAUCGCGAGGCAACGCCACGUGUCGCACCAUGCAGACCAAGUGCCUGAUGGGUUGCAUCACUUGUGGAACAAACUACACUGUCUCACUACAGGCCAUCAACUCCAAGGGAAACACAGCAGUAUGCAUGUACCAUGGCUUCUCCACCAGUGAGUGCUGUCCUUCAAGAAUCCGUCUUUAUACACGCUUCAAUAAUACUCUGCGUGUUUCAUGGUGGUCCUCGAGCUCCCUCAGUAACUUCACAGCCCAGGUGACAGGCGGAAGCCGGGCCCAUACCUGCAGUCCAGCACCAGGAGAGAGCAUGUGUGACGUGUCAGAAGUCACGUGUGGUGAUGUGUACACAGUCAUGGUGGCACCCAUGAACCCAGAUAGAACAGUGGUGCCUUUCUGUCCCAGUAGGACAUACUCUGUUUAUUGCUCAGGCAGCGAUGUCGGAAUGGUACUCUAUCGAGGCAAGAGAAGUCUGGAUUAAGAAAGGCUUCAUCUGACAUCAGACCAAAGAGCACAACUGCACACUUCUGCUUAAUAUCCUCAACCCCACAUUAACAACUCAUACUAAUACACAAUCCUCCUGUCAUAUUCAAGUGAUACAGUAAUUAGGAUAUAUGUAUAUUGAUAAGUAUUUGUGCCUUAGUGCUAGACACCAUGUAUUUAAUACCGUUCAAAGCCAUUAAAUGUGUGUAUUCAAAGGUAAUUAUUAGCUCAACUACCCGAAAGCAAAUGAAAUCAAUGUAUUCAUGUUAUGUACGUAAAAUGAGGUUUAAAUUAUAUGGUUUAUGUGUUUUAUGUGUUUGUUGGGCCACACAAACUUAGCUUGGAAUGUGUAUUUACUGUACUUAUGUCGGUAGAAAUAUAUACCAGAUUUAAAUGAAAUGCACAUAAUUCAGGUAUCCCAAAAUGUUCUCAGGGUAAUGUCCAUUUUUUUUCUUUGUUCUAUUAAUGCCAGAAAUAUGAGUAUGUUUAUAGAGGAGCAUAGCAUAACAAAAAAGUUAAAUAAGAAAAGAAAAGUUAAAGCAAAGAGAUCCAACUAAUAUGGUAAUU